ACUCUGAAAGAACAAUUUAGAGAAAUAGAAGACACUUUGCCUCUGAGCUCAGUUCCAGUCCCUGGAGGGCAGCGGGCAUCAGCCGAGGACCAGGGAGACAACCCAGGCAGCAGGACAUGUGGCUGCUCCCGGUUCUGUUCCUUCCCGUUGUCCAAGGCUCAUCUGCUCUCGUAGCAGUGUCCGAUGCAGUGAGCGGCCCAGCGCGGGGCUCACUGACCGUGCAGUGUCGCUAUGAACCCGGGUGGGAGACCUACAGUAAGUGGUGGUGUCGAGGGGCUGAGUGGAAAGACUGCCAUAUCCUCGUUCAAACCAAUGGAUCCGAGCAAGAAGUGAAGAGUGACCGAACGUCCAUCCAGGAUGAUCAGAAAUCAUUCACGUUCACUGUGACCAUGGAGGAGCUCAGGUGGAACGAUGCAGACACUUACUGGUGUGGGAUUGAGAGAACUGGAGCUGACCUUGGGGUGGAAGUUCAAGUGACCAUUGAUCCAGUGACCGUGCAGUGUCACUAUGGCCCAGGGUGGGAGCCCUACGUGAAGUCGUGGUGUCCGGAUGCUGAUUUGAAUAACUGCGCCAUCCUUGUUCUAACCACUGGAUCACGGUUGAGGAAGAACAAGCUGUCCAUCAAUCAGAAAGAGCACACGUUCUCCAUGGCCAUUUGGGGCGAGUAAAACAACUUUUGAGAACAAUCAGCUGUUGUUUUGAUG
Molecule: messenger RNA, 704 nt
Organism: Ailuropoda melanoleuca (giant panda)
Lineage: Eukaryota; Metazoa; Chordata; Mammalia; Carnivora; Ursidae
Product: CMRF35-like molecule 5
Exons: 4
Coding region: 117-668 (183 amino acids)
Cellular component (GO): plasma membrane
Molecular function (GO): transmembrane signaling receptor activity
Source: RefSeq, a predicted model, not a curated record